GUUCACACACAGGGCCUAGUGGAGCUAUUGUUAAGCUGCAAGGUUACAUGUGUGUGCUUGUGUCUGUUCCAGUGUACGCUUAGACCAUCGAGGAAUUAGUCUAUAUGCUUGGACUCAUAACAUUUUCCGGACAAUAUGAAAUAGAAAAGCACCAAAAUGUUAAUGCAAAUUUAUGUAAAGAUAACUAUGCCGUUAUGACGCACACGAGUAACAGUCUGACGGAAAUAAAUGACGGAAUAAUGUGUGUAAUGUAGCUGAAAGGAAUAGUUUGAACAUAUGAGUGGGAGCGAUGUACAAUACAUAGACUUUUCCGCAGCAAAAGAUUGGUAUCAACGAACUACACAACUACGCAGCCUUUGUUUUACGUUAUUGAAGUACAGUUGAAACCACUACAAUGGAAAAAGAACCAAAUGCUCCACAAACCAGUCCAUUACCAGAGGCACCACCUGUAUGGUACAAAAGAACGACCCCAUACGAAGCCCCCAGCAGCUCCUGCAAUAUGCAACCUGCUACAAGUGUGACUGUAGCACCACCUCCAUACCACGACAAUCAAGCAACCGCAUACGAAGCUCCAAGCAGCUCCGAAAAUAAGCCUGUUGCUACCGUGACUGUAGCACCACCUCCAUACAACAUUCAAACGACCCCAUACGAAGCUGCCAGCAGCUCCUACAAUCAGCCUGUUACUACCGUGAAUGUAGCCAGAACGCAACCAGAUAACCACUUAUGUUUCGCCAUCUUUGUGACACUAUGUUGCUGCUUCCCACUUGGAAUCAUCGGAAUUGUGUUCAGCCAAAUGAGUUCAAGUAAAUUUAACCGUGGAGACGAUGUCGGAGCCGUGAAGUAUGCUGAGAGUGCGAAUAAAUAUUCACUCGCAGGGUUAUUGGCUGGUGUGGUGGCUAUCAUAAUAAUAGCUCUUAAGCAGUAUGUCAUGUGAGCUCUCAAGGGCGAAACCCGGGCCACCAGUCAAAAAGGAGUGCUGAAGGAAGCACGAGCAGUUCCCCAGCAAUCUACUACAGAGCCUUGAUAUUACCUUCCAACAGAAGACACUCAACAGCGGCCUUUAUUCAAACAGCUUAAUCACUACCGGUAUAUAACAACACUAAAUACACCAGACUCAAACGCUUAAAAGUGGUUUUUAUGUUCACUGACCGACAUCUGUUAAAGUUUUCGUAAUUUAAAAAAUGACUAUACAUAUAUAUUUUUUAAAGAAUGUUUGCAAUGAUAAAAUUACAUGAUUAUAAACUUUGAAUUUAAGAUCAAGUCCCACAUCGUCACGUAAUGUAGUAUGUUCAAAGCUACUCAGCAUGCAGUUGCUUGCAUUUGCAUUUGUUUUACUAUAUGCAUUGUUAGUAUAAUAUCUUUUAACUAUUUUUUAAAUUUUUAUGUUAUGUUUUAUGCAUGUCUGUUAUAUAGAAUGAAGUAUUCUUUUGAAAAUAACAAUAAAGAAAAUAUUGAAUUUUGAA
Messenger RNA from Anneissia japonica, 1463 nucleotides. RefSeq names its product synapse differentiation-inducing gene protein 1-like. The transcript is spliced from 6 exons. Gene Ontology annotation, cellular component: membrane. The record is from RefSeq and is a predicted model, not a curated record. Lineage: Eukaryota; Metazoa; Echinodermata; Crinoidea; Comatulida; Comatulidae. The coding region runs from base 395 to 934 and encodes 179 amino acids.